AUUUUCAUCAAAUCUUAUUGAAAAUAAAUUUUAGUACCAUCAUCGCUAAAAAUAAUUUUUUGUAACGAUUUUUUACAUGUCACUAAAAAUUGACAACUAGUAACUUUUUCUAUCACGAUCUUUAUAAAUUGUCACUAAAACUUAAAUUAGUGACAUUUUUUUGUGACGAAUUUUUCAAAUUGUUGCUGAAAGUUCAAAAUUAGUAACGCUUUUUUUUUGACGAUUUUUUUAAAUUAUCGCUAAAACUUAUAACUAGCGACAUUUUUUGUGACAAAAUUUCCAAACUGUCGCUGAAAAUUAACAAUUAAUGACGUUUUUUAAUAGUAUGUGAUGAAAAGUGUCAUUAAUUAUCAUAAGAUCUAUUAAAUAAUAAGUCCACUUAGUAAGACGUACAUGUAAUUCCUCCUUUAAUUUGAAGAGAAGGUAGGCCUAAUUCUUUUUUAAGGAAUAGAUGGAGUGAAAUAUAUAUGCAAAUCUUGUUGUGGAAAAAUUAAUUACGAAAAAAAAAUACAUAGAUGCCACAUUAAGGUUCAAUUAAUUCAUUAUUUCUACUAGUAUAAACACGGUUUUCACUUGCCAACAAUUAAUUAAUUGUUACACAUACUAUUAAUGCUAGUUCCACUUGAAGAGGAAAACAAAAACGGAGAAAUAAACUAAAUCCAAGGGUUACCUUUACAGCCACAAAACUUGGAUCAAAGUCCAAAAAACUAAUGAAAAUUACCUGUAUUUGACUUGUAAAAAGUUCAUAUGGGUAAUGCGUAUCUUAAAUCAGUUCCUUUCAAACUAAAAAGGGUAUCUUUGUCAAUUCACAGAACAAAUCAAACCAAAGUGUCUCAAAUGGCAAGAACUUUUUACAAGUCAAAUACAAGGAUUGAAUGACAGUUACGAAUGGGUGUUGGUUUAGGGUUUCAAUGUUAAAGAGAAGGAUAUUUUUGGCAAAAAAAGUUGUGCAUUGAGUAAAUUCACAAAAUUCAAAUUUAGUUAGUAUGUGUAUUGAGAGAAGAUGUGGAAUGAGAUGUUUUGGUGCGUAGAAAUAGAAUUACCCAUCAUCUACAUAUCAAAACAACAAAUCAAACCAAAGUGUCUUAAAUGGCAAGAACACAGCAAAAAGUUGCCAAAACAAGAGGAAUCAAAUGCAGCAUUCACUCUAUGAUCUGUGUCUUUAUAGCAGUUUUGGUCCUUGGCAUUGUUUACAUGAUUGGCGAAAGCAAAAAGUUGUUAGAUGAUCGGAGGGAGAAUAGAAACCGUGGUAGAUCACUGUCACAGUGCAACUUGUUUUCGGGCAAAUGGGUUUAUGACAACAAGUCCUACCCUCUCUACAGAGAGCAACAUUGCUUGUACCAGUUUGAUGGCGUAGCUUGUGAGAAGGACGGGCGAAAAGAUUUGAACUACCAACAUUGGAGGUGGCAGCCUCAUGAUUGUGACCUUCCAAGGUUUAAUGCCAUAGCGAUGCUGGAGAGGCUAAGGGGAAGGAGGCUUGUGUUCGUUGGGGAUUCGAUAACUAGAAAUCAAUGGGCUUCAAUGGUCUGUUUGCUCGAGUCAUUCAUUCCUCCGGCCCUCAAAUCUGUGAACUCUAGUGGCUCCUUAGCAAUCUUCAAGGUCACGGAAUACAAUGCAUCAAUUGAGCAUUACUGGUCACCAUUUCUAGUGGAAUCGAGCUCUGAUCAUCCAAUGAACCAUCAUUUUUCAUCAAAACAAAUUGUGAGAGUCCAGGAGAUUGAAAAUCACGCCAGGCAUUGGACCGAUGCAGAUAUACUUGUCUUCAAUUCCUACAUCUGGUGGAGAAAACCAAAACUUAAGGCUUUGUGGGGAUCAUUUGAUGGAGUCUACAAAGAAGUCGACAUGCCACGUGGGUAUGAGAUGGCUUUAAAGACAUGGCUAGACGGUUUGGACAUCCAUGUAAAUCGUACCAGAACCAAAUUAUAUUUUGUUAGCAAUUCGCCCACUCACGAAAGGGGUGAAAAGUGGGGCAGAAGUAGUGGUGAAAAUUGUUACAACGAAAAAGAGCCGAUUUUGGAAGAGGGAUAUGAAGGAAGUGAAUCAGAUCCCGAGAUGAUGCAAAAAGUGGAGGCUGCAAUCAAUGAAUUAAGCAGAAGAGGCUUGAAAGUUCAGUUGCUCAACAUAACACGACUUUCAGAGUACCGGAAAGAUGGGCACACGUCCAUUUACAGGAAGCAAUGGAGGCGUGUAACUAGACAGCAGUUAGCAAACCCCAGUAGCUAUGCUGAUUGUGUAAAUUGGUGCAAUCCUGGAGUGCCUGAUGUUUGGAAUGAACUCCUUUAUGCUUACAUGUUUUAUUUUUGAUAGUCAAAAUCGAAACAAAAAAACAAAUGAGGAUUAAAAUGUUGUGACUUUUGGCUUUCCAACUUGUAAAAUGGAGAAAAAACUGUAACUACGACAAACAAGAAGAGAAUUUAGAUUUGUCUCAAUUCUUGGGACAAUUAAAAAACUGAUCUGAAGUGUAUUUUGAAUGUUUAGAAUUUAUCUUUAUCCCAAAAAAUGAGAUGCAUAUGCAAUGAUUUGCUA
Messenger RNA from Camellia sinensis, 2526 nucleotides. The record is from RefSeq and is a predicted model, not a curated record. Lineage: Eukaryota; Viridiplantae; Streptophyta; Magnoliopsida; Ericales; Theaceae.